This is a messenger RNA of Suillus fuscotomentosus, 819 nucleotides long. RefSeq lists its product as uncharacterized. The record is from RefSeq and is a predicted model, not a curated record. Lineage: Eukaryota; Fungi; Basidiomycota; Agaricomycetes; Boletales; Suillaceae. The transcript has 3 exons. The coding region runs from base 1 to 819 and encodes 272 amino acids.
AUGGUCUCAACCAGUGCUCUCGCUCCUACUCGUGGAGCUCAAUGUGUAUCAUCUGGACUAGGCCACCAUUUCGUCAGCCCGAAGAAAUCAAGAGAUAAGAAAAAAUCUCAGACAUACGUUGAGUUACCUGGCGCGCAAGCCAAACACCGUCAACUGCUAGCUCGUAUGCAACAACUGAUGAAACCAGAGCACAAACAGACCAAAGUUCAUGCUGUAGAUGCAGUUGAAACUAUCUCUGAUACUAGUCAGACUGACGCCUUGGCCGAAAUUCCUGAUCCAGACUUCGAAAUACCAUCAGAACCUUCUUCCGACAUACUUGCGCAAGAAUCUCAUAUUAAACGUCGCAUUUUACCUGACAAGGCCACAGACUCAUUGUAUAGCAGUUGGAAAACGUUGAUACCCUUCCUUGUUGAACCACAUCUCAAAUAUUCUGCGCGAACGCUAGCGACAGCACUGGAGAUUACCCCCGAGGUCAUCUCUGCAUGCGCCACAUGUUUGUGCCCUCAAAAGCGAACAACAAUUGCGUGUUUAUUUUUCGACAGAUUUACGUCUAUUGAUGUCCUCAGUUGUAGAUGUUCCAUGCUUCCCCAAGUGCUGCUUCACCAUGGUCUGUUUCCGACUGCUCCCUCACAGCCUCGUAUGGCUGUCUCCGUCGAAUUGCUAUCAUUCUAUCGGGCACUUUUCGAACGGUCUUGUGAUGCCAUCAAUGCCUUGGCAUCGGCUCUCAAAACUCACUACUCUCGAAGAGGUUUCAUUAUGGCAGAUGCCCGAGCUGAUUUGUUACGCAAGGGGGAAAUUAUACAGGAUCCUUUUCGUUGA